This is a messenger RNA of Dendrobium catenatum, 381 nucleotides long. RefSeq names its product hevamine-A-like. Gene Ontology annotation, molecular function: chitinase activity. Gene Ontology annotation, biological process: carbohydrate metabolic process. Lineage: Eukaryota; Viridiplantae; Streptophyta; Magnoliopsida; Asparagales; Orchidaceae. The annotation marks the transcript as partial. The transcript has a single exon. The record is from RefSeq and is a predicted model, not a curated record. Gene Ontology annotation, cellular component: extracellular region.
CCCGUUCUCAACCUCGCCGAUCACUGUGAUGCCGCCUCCGGUGGUUGCACCAGCCUAACAGAUGACAUCAAUUACUGCCAGUCACAGGGCAUUAAGGUCCUCCUCUCUAUCGGCGGAGGGACUGGAUCCUACAUCCUCAUAUCGCAGGACGAUGCACGACAGGUGGCCGACUAUAUCUGGAAUAACUACUUAGGCGGCCAGUCCUCGUCAAGACCCCUCGGCGACGCCGUGCUCGACGGAGUAGACUUCGACAUUGAGGGAGGCAGCCCUGACCACUACGAUGACCUCGCUUACUACCUCUCCGCCUACAGCAACCAGGGGAAGAAGGUAUACCUCACCGCGGCGCCGCAAUGCCCUUAUCCGGAUGCUUGGGUCGGCAAA